Molecule: messenger RNA, 4664 nt
Organism: Coregonus clupeaformis (lake whitefish)
Lineage: Eukaryota; Metazoa; Chordata; Actinopteri; Salmoniformes; Salmonidae
Product: adenylate cyclase type 2
Exons: 25
Coding region: 448-3813 (1121 amino acids)
Biological process (GO): intracellular signal transduction; cAMP biosynthetic process; adenylate cyclase-inhibiting G protein-coupled receptor signaling pathway
Cellular component (GO): plasma membrane
Molecular function (GO): adenylate cyclase activity
Source: RefSeq, a predicted model, not a curated record
CUGACGAGGGAACAUGUUGCCUAGGAGCAGCAGCUGCAGCAGUGUGCUACACGUGGAGACAAGCUCUCUCUGUAAUAAACAGACAGGAGGAAAAAAGAAGGAUAGUCGGCCCGUUUCGGACCUGUCUCUUUUUUCCUUGUCUGACCAGACUAAUUGAGGAACAGGAGGAGAAGGAAGACAGGAAAAGGAUCAGAGGGAUUCAUGAUUUGAUUGUGACUGUGAGUCUGACCAAACUCACAGAGGUGGACUAGCGAGAGGAAGAAGAGGAGGAGGAAGAGGAGGAGGAGAGGAGUCAGGAUUUGUUUGUUUAUCUGACAAAACUCCACAAAGAGGAAGAGGAGGAGGAAGAAGAGAAAGAGCCUCUUCGUGGACCUAUAGGCUACGGUUUGACGUCCAUUUGGGACAACUGGGGAAGUGGGUUUGGACGAGAUAGUGGGUUUUGCUACCAUGUGGCAGGAGGCCUUACGGACGCGGGGGCGCUACCUUUUGGAGCGCGGGGGAGACGGGGGAGAGGGGGGAGAUGCCCUGGGGGAUGUGUUUGUAGGUUUUGGGGAGACCCCAACACAGGGACAGGUGUGUGUGGGUGUGGGGGGACAGAAGACCCAGGACUGGCUGUAUGAGUCCUACUACCGUAUGAGCCAACAACACCCUCUCAUCGUGUUCCUACUGCUCAUAGUGAUGGGAGCAUGCCUCGCUCUACUGGCCGUGUUCUUUGCCUCCGGACUGAACAUGGAGGACCACCUAGCGUUCCUGAUAACUGUGCCCACCACCCUCUUCCUCUUUCUCUCCAUCUUCAUCCUGGUCUGCAUAGAGUCCGUUUUCAACCGCAUGCUCCGGCUCUUCUCCCUUCUUAUAUGGGCCUGCCUGGUUGCCAUGGGUUACCUCUUCAUGUUCUCCGGGGGGAUCCUCUGUCCUUGGGAUCAGGUCUCCUUCUUCCUGUUCAUAGUGUUUGUGGUCUACACCAUGCUGCCGUUCUCCAUGAGAGGAGCAGUCAUAGCCAGCAUCAUCACAUGUUUAUCACACACAAUCACACUCACUGUGUGUCUGGCGUCUACUGCAGAGGCCUUGGAACCACUGGUGUGGCAGAUCCUGGCUAACAUCAUUAUCUUUACGUGUGGUAACCUGGUUGGAGCGUACCAUAAGCACCUGAUGGACCUGGCCCUCAGACAGACCUACCAGGACACCUGCAACUGCAUCAAGUCCCCCAUCAAACUGGAGUUUGAGAAACACCAGCAGGAAAGGUUACUGUUAUCCCUGCUCCCGGCCCAUAUCGCCCGUGUGAUGAAGGCAGAGAUCAUUCAGAGGUUACAGGGACCAAGGGACAGGGACUUCGGGCGGGCAGAGGGCACCAACAACUUUCACAACCUCUAUGUCCAACGACAUACCAACGUUAGUAUUCUGUAUGCAGACAUAGUAGGGUUCACUAAGCUGGCUGGUGACUGCUCACCCGGAGAACUGGUGCACAUGCUCAAUGAAUUGUUCGGCAAGUUUGACCAGAUCGCCAAGGAGAAUGAGUGUAUGCGUAUAAAGAUCCUGGGUGAUUGUUACUACUGUGUAUCAGGCCUACCAGAGUCUCUCCCCCACCAUGCAGGCAACUGUGUCAAGAUGGGACUGGACAUGUGUGAGGCCAUCAAGAAGGUGCGGGAUGCUACUGGUGUUGACAUCAAUAUGCGAGUUGGGGUGCAUUCUGGGAAUGUGCUGUGUGGUGUCAUCGGCCUUCAGAAGUGGCAAUACGACGUCUGGUCACAUGACGUCACUCUAGCCAAUCACAUGGAGGCAGGGGGCGUGCCAGGGCGUGUCCAUAUAUCCUCAGUAACAUUGGAGCAUCUGAAGGGCUCCUAUAAGGUGGAACCAGGGGAGGGACAGAGUAGAGACUUUUACCUGAAGGAACACGAAGUCAUCACUUACCUGGUCAUCAACCCCAAGGCUGAGAGGCGGAGCCCCCACCUAUGUACGCGUUCUCGUCCUACAUUGGACGGAGGGAAGAUGAGGGCAUCGGUCAGAAUGACUCGAUACCUGGAGUCGUGGGGGGCGGCCAAACCAUUUGCUAACCUGCACCAUCGAGACAGCAUGACCACUGACAAUGGCAAGAUUAACACUACAGAUGUUCCAAUGGGCCAGUAUCACUACCAGAGAAGAGAGAGGACUAAAUCUCAGAAGAGACGGUUUGAAGAGGAACUGGAAGAGAGGAUGAUCAGAACCAUCGACGGCAUCAACUCACAAAAGCAGUGGCUGAAAUCUGAGGACAUCCAGAGGAUCUCACUGUUCUUUCACAACAAGACUCUGGAGAAGGAGUAUCGAGCCACCACUCUGCCGGCCUUUAAAUACUACGUCACCUGUGCCUGUCUCAUCUUCUGCUGCAUCUUCAUAGUGCAGAUACUGGUCCUGCCCAAAACAGCAGUGUUGGGGAUCUCCUUCGGCAUGUCUUUCCUCCUUUUAGCUCUGAUCUUGGUCAUUUGUUUCUCUAGCCACAUCUUGCAGGGAGGUAAAGGAUCGUGGUGCUCUCUCCCCUGGCUCCCUACUUCCUCACGCAUCAUCAUCGCCAACAAACCCUGGCUCCGAUUGGUCAUCACCAUGACAACCACCGCUCUUAUACUGGUCAUGGCUGUGUUCAACAUGUUCUUCCUGGAGGAUGAGGUUUUGACCACACCCCCUACCAUGAACCUGACCAAUGACAGCAUGCUCAACUCCCACAGCCCUGCCCACCUCACAGAUGGAAAUAAGUUCUACUUACCUUAUUUUAUCUACUGUUGUAUCCUGGGUCUGGUGUCAUGUUCUGUGUUCCUGAGGAUCAACUACGAGCUGAAGAUGGUUGUCAUGCUAGUUGCCGUGGUGAUCUACAACAUCAUCAUCCUCCAGACGCACGCACACCUGCUGGACGGAUACAGUACUACACUCUACAGCACACGGACACUGGACAGGCCAGGCAUUCUAAAGGAUCUGAAGACGAUGGGUUCUGUUUCUCUCUUCAUCUUCUUCAUCACUCUACUGGUGUUAGCACGACAGAAUGAAUAUUACUGUAGGUUGGACUUCCUGUGGAGGGACAAGUUCAAGAGAGAGUGUGAGGAGAUUGAGACCAUGGAGAACCUCAACAGGGUUCUACUAGAGAACGUUCUACCGGCCCAUGUCGCAGAACACUUCCUAGGCCGCAACUGGAAGAACGAGGAUCUGUACCACCAGUCGUAUGAGUCAGUGUGUGUGAUGUUCGCCUCCAUCCCAGACUUUAAGGAGUUCUACACAGAGUCAGACGUCAACAAGGAGGGCCUGGAAUGUCUCAGACUCCUCAACGAGAUCAUCGCUGACUUUGACGAGCUGCUGUCCAAGCCUAAAUUCAGCGGGGUGGAGAAGAUAAAGACUAUUGGCAGCACCUACAUGGCUGCUACUGGGCUCAAUGCAACACCUGGACCUGAAUACACACAGGAACAUGACCGUCAGUACAUGCACAUUGGCACCAUGAUGGAGUUUGCCUUCGCUCUGGUCGGGAAACUAGAUGUCAUCAACAAACACUCCUUCAACGACUUCAGGCUACGAGUCGGGAUAAACCAUGGUCCGGUGAUUGCGGGGGUGAUCGGAGCUCAAAAGCCUCAGUAUGAUAUCUGGGGGAACAGUGUUAAUGUGGCCAGCAGGAUGGAGAGUACUGGGGUACUGGGAAAAAUACAGGUAACUGAGGAGACAAGUCGUAUCCUAGCAACACUGGGCUACAUGUGUUCGUGUCGAGGCAUCAUCAACGUGAAGGGGAAGGGAGAGCUCAAAACCUUCUUCGUACACACAGAGAUGACCAGAUCGCUGUCUCAAGGGACUGUGAUGCCUUGAACAUCAUACACUGAACAUUACACAUACACACACGUGAACACACUUAAACUAUACAAACAAAUGUAUCUACAUACACACAAAUAGACUUGCACGCACAUACACACACAUACGUGCAUGCACAAAUAGAGCACACACAAACAUACGAGGACUUACACACACACACACACACACACACACACACGCAGAACUGCCUGCUGUAGUAGAAUGCAUCAAACUACAGACUUUGUUUACAACAGUAACUCCAGACCACUUAAUCUGAACCAGACAGAAUGGCAGACAGACAACAUUUAGAGCAACAGACAGAACAACAGACAGACAGACGGCUGUACAUACAGUAUUACCUGCUUCGUCCCUCCUUAGCUGGACACAGUAGUGGCUGAACUUCACAGGGUAACUUUGUCCCUAGAUACUUAGGUCAGUUUUGCAUUCCCCUCUCCCCUAAUGGUUAAGGUUAGGAUGUGUUUAGGGUAAGCUGAUCCUAGAUCUGUGCGCAAGGGCAAUUUCUACCUGGAGUGGAUUUCAUUGACUGCCUGAGUGGUCAAGUGGUGCAGUGCAGAGACACAGAUAGUCAGAGCCAUCUUGGCACCAAUAGUCUUUUCACUAUUACAGUACUUUUAGUCAGAAUUCUAAUUAAAAUGUGGUGCCAACAUGAAGGAUAGUUUGCCAAACUGUAUAGCUAGCCUAUCUCUAUGGUUCUGGAGCAGAGAGCAACGUGGACCUCAAGAGCAGUCGGGGAGUCAAGAGCUACUGGACUUUUGUAAGAAAAUGAGAAAACGAUAUCAACAGGAGAAUGUUUCCAUGUUUUCAUGCCAUCAUUUUCUUACUCAUUAAAACAUUUGUAUAUAAGUGAA